Impatiens glandulifera is the source of this 1868-nucleotide messenger RNA. RefSeq names its product UPF0496 protein At3g19330. The transcript has 5 exons. Bases 562 to 1596 code for a protein of 344 amino acids. Lineage: Eukaryota; Viridiplantae; Streptophyta; Magnoliopsida; Ericales; Balsaminaceae. The record is from RefSeq and is a predicted model, not a curated record.
CAGGGAAAUCUCUUUGUUUUCUUUCCCUUUUAAGUUUUAUAUUUAUGUUUCAAUCUCAUACUCUGCAAUUUUGGGUUCUUCGUAUUGUUUAGUUAGCUUGGUUUUGUUUCAAGUAUUAUUUUUGAUAUCGCGUGAUCAUGAGGAACAGACUUUGGUGUAUAUAUGCCCCCCCAAGUGUUUGAAUAAACACCUAGGAGAAUUGGUUGAUGUAUUAGCUCGUCUUUGACUAAUUUAACCUGGAAAUCAUAAAAUUUGAAAAGGGUUUUGGUGUUUGAUCUCCCCCCCCCCUACUUCCUAGAAAAGAACAGAAAAAAGAAGGAUAUAUAAAUCCUCUCAAUUUCAUACAGUUUUAGUUGACUCUUGGACUUUAGUAGAGAAUCUCUACAAAUCUGAAACUUAUCAAGGCGGUUUGAUAUCUCUGCAAAUCAUUGUUAACCACUACAUUAGUUCAUCCAUGUGAAUGUCCUAAAUUCAAAGUUUAUCUUUUCUGUACAGAAGACACUUGAAUGCCAGUGCUGAAGUCAAUUUUUUACUGGCCCUAUUCACCUUGAAAAGGGUGAAAUGCUGGAUUGUCUAAAGCCUUCAUCUUCAUCUAUCAGAUCAAAUCAUCAUUCACAACCACAAGGCAGUUCGCGUGAUGAUACACUAAGUUCAAGCUCGCAACCUUCACCCAGAGGGAAUCUUACUUAUGCAUAUAGUAUUGCUGUCCAGACGAAUUCGUACAGUGAGUUAUGGUCUAUGAUUCACCCACAAAACUCGAGUCAAGAAUCAAAUAUUGAGAAUGGGAAGGACCAAACAGCAGAACAGCUAUUGGUUGACGUCCUCAAACCAAGUCAUGACUGUAUAGAGGCAUUCCUCUGCCAAAUCAAACAGACCACUCUCACCCGCCUCGUAUCUGACUACUUUAGACAUAGUGAGGACACCUCACUUCGUUGCAUCCACCUUCAAACUAACGUUCGAAGUGCUCGAACUCUCUACCACCAUCUUCAUGUUCUCCUUGACGUUCUCCCUCCAGAUUUUGACACAAAUCCUCUAUCCCAACCUCAGUGUAACCGGGCAUUUGAUAUACUUUUGGAAUUCAAUGGCUUCGACAACCCUUUCCCAUGUCCUUCAUCCCACUUCUUUGGCGACAUGCGAACAUGUUUCUCUCUCCUCAAGCAACAACUUGAACAAAGACGUAACAGGUCCUGCUCUCAAGGCCCUUUGAUUCCUGUUCUAUUUGCCUGCCAAAAGAAUCGAAAAGAGCUAGCUCAGGUAGAGGCUGCAGCCAGGGGUAUUUUUGUCUUGAAUAACCACCUUGACACAAUUGACAGGCUUGUGAGGCAUUUACAUAAUGCUGUUGAAGAUGAUAAGCCUCUAAUUCAGCUUGGGACAGAUUGGGGAAAGGACAUAUAUGCUAUCCAGCGUGUGUUGAAACAGCUUAGUUUGAACCAUCAUACUUUCUUCCGACAGCUUAAGGAACUAGAGGAACACAUAUGCCUAUGCUUUCUAUAUAUUAACAGUGUUAGAUCUCUGCUUCUUGAGAAGCUCCAGUCAUCAGCAGGCUCCAUUAUUCAUGAGUCAGCAGGCUCCAUUAUUCAUGAGUCAGCCUCAUAACUAAAAUCAGAUUGAAUCUAUGUCCAAAGGAUUGCGAACAUGCUAUCAAUAAUUUCUCAUUAUAAGCCAGCUGCAAUGGAGGUUGAUCAAUAGCGUUUUUCAUUUCAAUAGUUGAGAUAUAAAUUAUAAAUUUGUGAAUUGAUAAACAUUACUGCCUAUUGGUGCCCACAUUAUAAAUAUUUAUAAUGAUGAUCUUAAAGUGUAUACUUGUGUUUCAUGAACUCUUGUUCUUGACACCAACAAAGAUUAAUAUAUUCAAUUUUUUAGUUGCA